AAGAAAGAGAGGCAGCAGAGGGAGGGGAGCGAGGGAGGUAACAGUUUCCUGUCGUCUCUGCACCUUCCCCUCCGAGUGUGUUUCUGUCAGCGAGCACAGACGAAGCUGAGCGGAACAGGAUGCAGGCGAUCAAAUGUGUGGUCGUGGGAGAUGGAGCUGUCGGAAAAACAUGUCUCCUCAUCAGCUACACAACCAAUGCCUUCCCCGGGGAAUACAUUCCUACUGUGUUCGACAACUACUCGGCUAAUGUGAUGGUGGACAGCAAACCAGUCAACCUGGGCCUGUGGGAUACAGCGGGACAGGAAGACUACGACAGGCUCCGCCCGCUGUCCUACCCACAGACGGAUGUUUUCCUGAUCUGUUUCUCCCUGGUGAGCCCGGCCUCCUACGAGAACGUCAGAGCUAAGUGGUACCCGGAGGUUCGUCACCACUGCCCCUCCACACCCAUCAUCCUGGUGGGCACCAAGCUGGAUCUGCGGGACGAGAAGGACACUAUUGAGAAGCUGAAGGAGAAGAAGCUCUCACCGAUCACCUAUCCUCACGGCCUGGCUCUGGCAAAGGAUAUAGACGCAGUGAAAUACCUGGAGUGCUCGGCUCUGACCCAGCGUGGUCUGAAGACUGUGUUUGAUGAGGCCAUCCGGGCCGUGCUCUGCCCCCAGCCCACCAAGGUCAAGAAGAAGCCCUGCUCACUGCUGUAAAUGAUUCUUCCAGGACCAGGGAGACGAGAGGAAGAGAUUCAAACUGCUGAGCCCGGGUUUUAAGAAGAACAUUUGAAAUGUCUGUAAUAUUUCUAAGAGAAAAACACAACUAGAUUUCCACUAGUUAAAAAAACAAACAAACAUGCUUUCGCAGUCGUAAAACAAUGGUACAAUACUUUCUGUACAGCGGGACUGAAUCUUAAAGUUCAUUUUAUACGCAGCAGCAGCAUUUACCACAUCUCUGUAAGAUAAGACCAUUUUAUUAGAGUGUAUCACCCAGAUCACAGAUUGUAGAUGAAUCCACACUUCCUGCUUUUGUUUGCACUUCUGGGGCCCAGAGUAAAUAAAGGUGUCUUGUGCCUCUUGAAUAUUUGUUCGAGUGAAAACAUGGAGCCGCAGUAAGAUUAUCUGACGAUGUGCUUUCAGCUGUUGAUGUACGAGCGCUAACGAUUAAGAAUAAGGAUUAGGAUAUAGUUUUGUGUAAGUAGGGAAGUGAACAAUGUUUUUCAAUUAACAAUUAUUGACAAAUGUAUCCUUUGUUGUGAUAUGAAAAUAAAAGAUCUGUAUCUUUAAAA
Molecule: messenger RNA, 1273 nt
Organism: Hippoglossus stenolepis (Pacific halibut)
Lineage: Eukaryota; Metazoa; Chordata; Actinopteri; Pleuronectiformes; Pleuronectidae
Gene: rac2
Product: Rac family small GTPase 2
Exons: 7
Coding region: 120-698 (192 amino acids)
Biological process (GO): small GTPase-mediated signal transduction
Molecular function (GO): GTP binding; GTPase activity
Source: RefSeq, a predicted model, not a curated record